Molecule: messenger RNA, 4906 nt
Organism: Lacerta agilis (Sand lizard)
Lineage: Eukaryota; Metazoa; Chordata; Lepidosauria; Squamata; Lacertidae
Gene: PFKFB4
Product: 6-phosphofructo-2-kinase/fructose-2,6-biphosphatase 4
Exons: 14
Coding region: 309-1703 (464 amino acids)
Biological process (GO): fructose 2,6-bisphosphate metabolic process; fructose metabolic process
Cellular component (GO): cytosol
Molecular function (GO): 6-phosphofructo-2-kinase activity; ATP binding; fructose-2,6-bisphosphate 2-phosphatase activity
Source: RefSeq, a predicted model, not a curated record
ACACGCCCCCUCCCUCCUUCCCUCCACGCCGAGGCGGGGGAAGCCUCUCCAGGGGCUUUGCGCCCUUAGCAAGAUGCUCCUGCUCGGCGCUCAGGAGCCGCCUCAGAAGGACCCUCUCAGCUCCGGAUAGCGAGCGGCGUCGGUCGUGCCCAAGCAACCGGGAGGAGUAGGGGGGUGCUGCCGGGCUUGUUUCCUUGCCUCCUUCCACCCGGUUCGGGGCGGCGACUGACUGAGGCUGGGCUCCGCUAACCCAGCAGCCGGUGCAGCGCCGAAACCCGGCUGGGUGGCGGCUCGCCUGAGGCGCACGGAUGUCGGUGUCCAGGUGCGGCGGCGGCGGCGGCGGCAGUGGCGCUCGACCCGCGCGCUCUGUGCAAGGCCGGGACUGGAGAGUAUGUAUGACCAACUGCCCUACGCUGAUUGUUAUGGUUGGCCUCCCAGCAAGAGGGAAGACCUACAUCUCAAAGAAAUUGACACGCUACUUAAACUGGAUUGGAGUGCCCACAAAAGAAUUUAAUGUUGGUCAGUAUCGGCGAGACUUGGUAAAAACAUACAAGUCUUUUGAGUUCUUCCUGCCAGACAAUGAAGAAGGCCUGAAAAUCCGAAGACAGUGUGCCUUAGCAGCACUGAAUGAUGUUCGGCGAUACCUUUGUGAAGAAAAUGGGCAUGUGGCAGUUUUUGAUGCCACAAACACAACAAGGGAACGCAGAGAAACCAUCUAUAAGUUUGGGGAGGAAAAUGGGUAUAAGACUUUCUUCGUGGAGUCAGUAUGUGUUGAUCCAGAAGUCAUUGCCGCAAAUAUUGUGCAAGUGAAGCUGGGAAGUCCUGAUUAUGUUGACUGUGGUAGUGAUGAAGCUGCAGAAGACUUCAUGAAAAGAAUUGAGUGCUACAAGAAUUCAUACGAGACGCUAGAUGAAAAUCUAGACAAGGAUCUUUCUUAUAUUAAAAUAAUGGAUGUUGGACGGAGUUACCUCGUGAACCGAGUAAUGGACCACAUUCAGAGUCGGAUUGUUUACUACCUCAUGAAUAUCCACGUAACUCCUCGCUCCAUCUACCUCUGCCGGCAUGGUGAAAGUGAACUCAAUCUAAAGGGAAGAAUAGGAGGAGACACCGGGCUGUCGCAUAGAGGGAAAAAGUUUGCCAAGAGUUUGGCACAGUUCAUUAACGAGCAAAACAGCAAAGAUCUGAAAGUAUGGACGAGCCAGAUGAAAAGGACCAUUCAGACUGCAGAGGCUUUGGGAGUGCCUUACGAACAGUGGAAAGUUCUGAAUGAAAUAGAUGCGGGAGUCUGUGAAGAAAUGACAUAUGAAGAAAUUCAGGAACAUUAUCCAUUAGAAUUUGCUUUGCGAGACCAGGACAAAUACAGAUAUAGAUAUCCUAAGGGGGAGUCGUACGAAGAUCUUGUUCAAAGGUUGGAGCCAGUGAUUAUGGAGUUGGAAAGGCAGGAAAAUGUGCUUGUAAUCUGUCACCAAGCUGUUAUGCGCUGUCUGCUUGCUUACUUUCUGGACAAGCCUGCAGAACAACUGCCUUAUCUCAAGUGCCCACUGCAUACUGUCUUAAAGCUAACCCCAGUGGCUUAUGGUUGCAAGGUGGAAUCUAUAUUUCUGAAUGUUGAAGCUGUAAAUACGCACAGAGACAAACCACAGAAUGUAUGCGUUAGCCGCUCUCGAGAAGAAGCUUUGAGGACUGUACCUAAUCAUUUGUAGCAGCCUUGACCUCCCCCUGCCAGCACCGUCCCAAACUGCAGAAGCAGUGCUAAGGAAACCACUCAGGGACCUGAGAAUGAAGGCAGCCUUCAAGGAAGCCAAGCAACACAGAAAUGCAUGCACUCCUCCUCUUCUUGAAGACGGCGUUUCAACUGCCUGGGUCUGGCACAAGGCAAAGUUGGCGUUAAAGGUUGCAAUGGACCAAGUAUUUGUGGAACAGAGAAUGAAAUUGCUUUUAUAGUAAUAUAUGUUGUCUUUAUCCUGUUCUUCGACUGUGGAUGUUAAAAGUAUGAAGUGCUGGUGUCUCUCUUAAUGUCAGCUUUCUUCUGCAAUACUUUCCUAAGCCUUUCUUGCUGUGAUUUCCUGUUUUAUUCCUAUAUUAUAUAUAAAAUCUUUACUGAACAUAGAACAGGUGAUUCUUCAUCUGACGAUUCGUCCAACUAUUUAUUUUAGUAUACAACAAAAGGUACCACCAGUCUCUUUGUGAGAUAUAUUAAUCCAGUUAAUAUAUCAAUUUUAGCAACCAGCAGUGUUGUCCACUUCAAGUCAUUGCUUUGCAGUGAAACAUUUGAUUUUCUUUCUUUCUUUUUUGGUACCUGCACUAAUUUCUAGGUAAUUUUACUAAAGGCUCCACUUGAUGCUUCACAUCAUUUAAUGGAAAGCCAGAAUAGGUAAUAUUUUCCCAAAUGCACUCCAUCUAUCUUGUUGAAAUGUUCCAGAACUCCUGGGUUAUUAUUUUUUGAAUAGUGUGUGAAUAGUUUCCUUUCCACAUCAUGCAUACGGCAAACCUAUUUUGUCUGCUUAUUGAGAACCGCAUAUUUUACUUAACUAUUUUUACCUGGUGUUUUUUUCCCUUCCCUUUUACACUCCCUCUAACUCCAAACCCCAAGCAGAGAAGCCUAUGAAAAGGGAGGAUUUUUAAUUGACACUAAUGUAAACAUUGCUCCAAAUGGAGCAGAUACUAAUGCAAUAAAACGAUUAGCAUGGUGGUUACCAGAGGUGAAUGGCUAUAACAGUGCAGGGAAGGUACAAGACAAAUUACUAGAGAGACCAAAUUAUUAUAAAGCGCUCCUGAGUUAUUGGCAUUAAUGCAAGCUUGUUCUUACCCAUCUUCUUUAACCAAAGUCAGAGAUGGAAGUAUUACCUGUUUUGGGUUUUUAUUUUUUAUUAUGUAUUGGUGAUAUUUAAGUUAAAAUGCAUUGGAUGGGUAAUAUGAAAGUGAUCCUUUAUUGCAUAUCUUCUACUUUAUUGAUGAGAACAGGAUUUGCAUAUUCAUAAAUGGAAACAAUCUCCCCCCUCCCCAAAAAAAGAGGACUCAGGAUUCUUUCCUUCUGUGAACCUUAAGCAGCCACAUCUUGGCCUCGGUGCAUUCCUUGAGUGGAGCUCAAGAGCAUAGUGAAGAAUGGGGCCCUCUAGGACUUUCAAGUAUUUAUAUGCAAAGAGGGAUACUAUGCUGUAAGUGAACUUGUGAAAUUGGAUCAGUCCUGCUUUAGGGUCACAACCCAACAGGGAUACGCUCCAGAUAUAUCCUGUUGAAAUGAAUGGGAGGCAUGUGAAAGAAAUUCCUGUUAGUGAUAAAACUUCAUGCAUGUUAGGCCAGUUGUGUUUGUUGUACUAAGCCAACGUAUAGUGUAAAUAAUCUGUCCAUGUGAUACAAAUCAGCAAGCAGCAGAUUAGGUGCCUGUUGGUUCUUGAACCGACCCGUGUGAUUUGAAUGCUUUUUUGCCUUGAUGUCUGUGCUGGUACCUCAUCGAACCUUGUCAUGCUGUUAAUGUUAAGAGUUCUCUGCAAUGGACUAUGUAAGCUUUGCCAAGUGGGGACUCGUUUAUGUGGCUGGGUGCUAUAAUGUAACAUACUGCCGUGUUGUUCAUUUCUUUAAUAAGUUAGCUUAGCAAUAUAUUCAGCGUUCUGGAGAUAAGCCAUAAAGCCAACCUUAUUUCAGAAACAUAAAAAGGACUAUGUUAAACUAUCAAACACUUUGAAAGCGCUUUAGCUGUACUCCAUCCUUUAAGAUAAUAUGCCUUGACAUCAUAAUGUAUUUAUUCAGGUAGAUCACUACUUACUGGAGUAGAUAAAAAGGGAGAGUUCUGCUGUUGGCCCACAGUAGAGUAUCAGCUGGAGAAGGGGAUUUUGCGUAAUGGCUUAAAUCACAGAUGAAUCGUGUCAACAGCCUAGGCCUAACUUCUCUAGAUGUGAGCCACAAAUUAUUAUUAUUAUUAUUAUUGGCUACUUAGUAGGCUUGAGUUCAUCCCUGAAAAGUUCAGGAUUCAUGAGCAGAAAAUUGUGCAGGUAUAACUUUGGAUUUUAAGUGGUAAAUGUGGUUCCUGUAAGAAAAUACUCUCCUCUGAGUUAGCUAAGCCUGCAAGCUAGCCUUCAUUGGUGGGUGUAGCAUUUUCUUCUAAGCUUUUCUUAACCAGAAGUAUUUGCUUUCUCUCUCUCCCCCCCCCCCAAUCUUCAUAUUUCUCAACGUGCUGUAAAACUGUGGCUAAAUAUUUUAUGUAUAGUAAGAUAUUUUUAUAGGCUACAUCUAAAUAUACUGUGAUAACAGUAGUUUCUAUUUACAAGAUUGUAUAACUGAAAAAAUUGUUGUGUGCAAGAAUAAAUUAUAAAUGUAUGUUGAUACUUGAGAAUGAAAAUACUUGGAAGCUCUGGAUUCUAAUUUAACUUAAAGAUGUGAUGCUAAUUCCACAAUUUGGAAAUAAGCCCCUUGGAAAUGAGUUUGCUUGCUUCAAAGUAAAUGAGUUUAAAACUGAUAUGUUAGAUGGUUGGUGUGCCAUCAGCUUCAUCUGGGUUUCUAGAGAUCAACUAAUCCAGAAGACCUCUUGUAUUUGUUGAUCCACAGGACUGCUUCAUACUCUACUUUUGAAAGUGUGAAUGUGAGAAGAGUGUUUCUAAAAAUAUGGAUCUGACAGGUACAUUUAUCAGAGAGUUGCCAUGACUAGCUGUUUCCUUUGAAGUGUACACUUGAAUGAAAGCCAGUAGCUUUGCUUUAUAUGAAAUGCCUCUCAGUAGGUACUAGAAAUGGAAAAGGUUAUGUAAAUUAUUUCCUCUUGUCAUAACAUGUAUAGUAGACCCAAAUGAUUUCGAAUGAGACUAAUUCGGAUGUGACUGUUAACUCACCUAGUUCUAAGGAUAUAUUUGGCCUUCAGUAUAAUCUUACAUGAGAUUUAUUCCAAGCUAAUAAACAUUGUUUUAAAUUGUGA